Cynoglossus semilaevis (tongue sole) is the source of this 4000-nucleotide messenger RNA. RefSeq names its product transforming growth factor, beta 5 (gene tgfb5). The transcript has 7 exons. Gene Ontology annotation, biological process: transforming growth factor beta receptor signaling pathway; regulation of cell population proliferation. Gene Ontology annotation, molecular function: cytokine activity; growth factor activity; transforming growth factor beta receptor binding. The record is from RefSeq and is a predicted model, not a curated record. Gene Ontology annotation, cellular component: extracellular region. Lineage: Eukaryota; Metazoa; Chordata; Actinopteri; Pleuronectiformes; Cynoglossidae. The coding region runs from base 1055 to 2320 and encodes 421 amino acids.
CCCUCCCUCUGAGACUCCCUCUGUCUGGGACUCCGGGCAUUUCUCUCUGCAGGAUAAUGGAGUCACAUCACACAGCAGCUCUCAGUGUUUUCAGCAGACAUCACACUGGAGCUCAUUUAACCUGGACAUUAACAAAUUCCUCCUAGGUUUUUCUCACAGUACAAGGACUUCUUUCAUAUGUUUUUCUGCGUCAUGUAUUUCCACGCUGCCUGACUUUUUCCGUAUUUUGAUGUUUAUAUGAGGAGAAUCAACAGGCUCCACUAUGGGUUUUCCAACAUAAAUCUGAUGUUUUUUCUCUAGGCUUCGGUGCAGACGGCUCCUGUUUACCUAUAGACCGGGGGAUGGGAGGAUCUUAUAGGUUCUUUAAACAGGUUGUAAUACGUGUUUUUGAGGGCGGGUAUGGGCCAGUUUUCGGUCCCACAGGUGGAUCUUUUGGAGGCGAAAGUUGAGGAACCCUGCGGCUUCAGAUGAAGUGAGCAGCUCGGGAUUUUCUCUGGAGGUUUUGCGACAUGGGCUGAGCUCUUAAAACGACAUUUUCUCCUGAAAGCUGUUGAAUGAUCAGAGGAUGGACGACGGAGACGGAUAAAACACAACCCAGAAUUAUAGGACACUGCAGUUGGACAUCCACACCUUUGUGCACCGGUACAGAGCCGUGGGGCGCACACCACGACUGGGUCAGACGAAUGUCCACACACUAAACUGAACAUUUUUGUUGCUCUGGAGUUUGGAUGAUGUUGUUUAAUCUUUGGGCCGUUUGCAUCGUCACUGAUUCAAAUUAAUUUCUCCAAAGAAACCAUGGCAGCGCAUCUUUACAAGCCAAAGCCAAAGUCACAUGUGAACUGAAACAAUUAAAGAUAACAAACGGGCUUUUUGCCUGUAGUGGACGCCGCACUUCUCCACUUAGUAGAUGUUUGACAGACUUUUAGUUUAGAUGGUAGAUCAGUUUAGACGCGUGUUUCUUGGUUCGUUGCCCUAAAAUUCCGGAGCUUCGUCUUGUGACGGUGCGCCCAAACUGACCCGGGUUACUUUCAGCUGGAUCUUCACUCCCUGGAUCAUGUGGCUGCCCCGCCUGGCACUGCUGCUUCUGCUCCGGUUCUCCAGUUUACCGUCGCCGGGGGCGGAGGGGCUCAACACGUGUCAGUCCAUCAACUUGGACGCACAGAAGUCCCGGCGCAUCGAGGCGGUGCGGGGACAGAUUCUCAGUAAACUCCGCAUCCGCAGUCCUCCAAAAGAUGACGAGGCCCCGGUGCCUGGACCCGUGCCACCGGAAGUGAUGUUGCUCUACAACAGUACACGAGAGCUGCUGAAGGAGCGCGCGCGCCAGGCCGAGUCUGCCUGCGAGCGCGAGAGCAGCGAAGAGGAUUAUUACGCCAAAGAGGUGCAGAGGAUUGACAUGCUGCCAACACGCACCACCACAAACGCUGUGCAGCCAGUAGCACCCAGCCCCCACUACAGAGUCGUCCAGUUCGACGUCAGUGGAGUGGACUUGACCAACAGCACCUUGGUCAUGGCUGAGUUCAGAAUCUUCAGGGCUCCCAAUCCCCAGGCCCGGGCUUCAGAGCAGAGAGUGGAGAUCUAUCAGCUGCUGAAGCCAGAUGAGGAGAGCACCUCCACUCAACGUUACAUCGACUCCCGCACCGUUCAGCCCAAAGCAAAGGGAUCUUGGAUGUCUGUGGACGUCACAGAAACCGUUAAGGACUGGUUGUCAGAUCCAGAAAAUAAUCUGGGCCUAAAACUAGGUGUCCACUGUCCGUGCUGCACCUUCGUCCCUUCCACCAACAACAUUGUUCCCAACAAGAGUGAGGAGCUGGAGGCCCUGUUUGCAGGUGUUGACGACGAAAAGAUUCGCCAGAUAAGAAAACCCGGCCAGGUUAAAGGUCAGCCGGACGUCAGCACCAAGACACCACACCUCAUCCUCACACUGCUGCCCAGUGACAGAGUGGACAACCCAGCCAAGAAGAACCGCAAGAAGAGGGCUGCAGCCACAGACGCCUCCACCUGCUCCCGUGGCUCAGACCAAGGCUGCUGCCUGCGCUCGCUCUACAUCGACUUCAGGCGUGACCUCAACUGGAAGUGGAUCCAUGAGCCUAAAGGUUACAAAGCCAACUUCUGUGCUGGCAACUGUCCUUACCUCUGGAGUGCCAACAACCAUUACAACAUGAUCCUGCCCCUGUACAACAAGCUGAACCCUGAGGCCUCAGCCUCGCCCUGCUGCGUUCCUCAGGACCUGGAGCCUCUCACCAUCAUGUAUUUCAUAGGCCGCACGCCACGUGUUGAGCAACUCUCCAACAUGGUGGUCAAAUCCUGCAAGUGUCGCUGAAGGAAUCCUACUCCGAUACAGACAUCACCGAGGAGAAAACCUAUAAACUGCUUUGCUCAAGGGGACACACAGUCGAAGACAGACUGAUGGACUCCACGGACGUGAAUCUUGAUUGUUUGAUCAGCCUUGACUGGCAGACAAUUUUUUUUGUUCUCCUUUUUUUUAAUUUUACUUGACUGUUUUCUUAUCAGGCAUGAAACCUGUUCACGUUGCUUUUUUUCUCCUCUCUCCUGGAAUUUUCCAUCUGAUAUAGGACACUGUAAAUACCACCCAUAGCUGUAUUAAACCUGGAUAUGACAAACAGGCUGUUGUGUGAUUUGGACACUUUUAGUCUACCUGCUGACUAAAAGGAUUCUUUUAUCGUGAUUUUGUUUCCUCCGUCAGUUGUGUUUUUGUGGUCGCGGGCAGCGAGACGCGUGCCUGUUUGCUUUGGGUUUGAGGGUGUUGAUUGGAAGGAGGCCUUGUGGAAAGGUUUGCAGACACAGAUCUGUGGACCAAGGAGCGAGGGAGCAGAUGGAAAGGAGAGAGAGAGAGGGAGAGAGAAGCUGUGUCCAUGCAGAGGCCCUGCCAGCUCCCUGCGGUCCCGGGCUGAAAUCUGCCCGGCGUAAACAGGAUGUGAAAGGUUUCCAGACACCGAGCCGACCACUCACGGAACGCUACAUUUAAAUGCUCCCUUCAUCUCUGCCUCUCUCUCUCUCUCACUCGGUUGCUGGAGGUUCUGGGACUUGUGGUGGGAGGAGAGACAGAGAACGGAGAGGCUUUGAAAAUGAGACGUGGGAUGAUAGGGCUGCAUUUGGAAAGGCUACAACUUUGGAAGGUGGUAUUUUGCAGUCCUAGCAAAUUUGUAACUGUUUGGGUCCAGCUCAGAAUUUCUGUAAUCACACACUUCUGCUUGUUUUCUGAAUGUACAUUUGUUGUCAAAGCCCCCAAAACAAACUGUUGACUCAUAGCUGCUCUGAUGCUAUGAUUAUAUUAUAUUACUUCGUACCUUCACUCUACCAUCAGGCGCAGUGAUACCCUCAUACACACUGUCUCUCUCGCUCUCUCUCUCUCUCACACACACACACACACACACACAGGCGUGCACACUCAUGUGUCCACAUUGACCACUUUUGAUAGAAUGUCUAAAGACUGAAAAUAAAAAACAUCCCCAGGGCUCAUUUUAAAUAUAGACUCUCUGGUAUGCCCGUGGUUUGCGUGUGUGUGUGUGUACAGUACGUUUCUAUCUGUGUGUGUAUGUGCAUGAGUGUAUGUCUGUAUGUGUGUGACCGGUGAGGUCACGUGUAAUAGAGAAAAUAUUGCCUGUAUUUUAUUGUGAUAGUGUGAGUAAAAAAACCCAUCCAUACAGAGAGAUUUGUAUCUGUCUAAUCUGAACCUGAAACAAGGUCUGAACGUUGAUGUUUUAAAGGUAUAAACUUACAUGUUGUGUUGUCUGUACAGGUGAACUUAACAGCCGUUGUCGCAGAUCUCUGUGCUCAAUAUUGACUUGAUAAAAGACAUGGGAGACCCUGUCCUACCGCAUGCUAUUGAUGGAAAAAGACAAAGAGGUAUUAAAAGGUGUCAGAAAAAAAGAUCCAUGUUUACUGACUGACAAUUCAUUUUAGUUAAGUUGACAUCAAGAGUCUCAACUGUGUAGGAUGAAAUAACAUGUUAGUGGUGAUUAUGUUCUGUUCGGAUUUA